Nanorana parkeri is the source of this 1461-nucleotide messenger RNA. RefSeq names its product ubiquitin conjugating enzyme E2 E1 (gene UBE2E1). The transcript has 5 exons. Bases 232 to 822 code for a protein of 196 amino acids. The record is from RefSeq and is a predicted model, not a curated record. Gene Ontology annotation, cellular component: nucleus. NCBI's taxonomy places the organism in Eukaryota, Metazoa, Chordata, Amphibia, Anura, Dicroglossidae. Gene Ontology annotation, molecular function: ubiquitin conjugating enzyme activity. Gene Ontology annotation, biological process: protein polyubiquitination.
UAGGGAGUGCGGCUGGCUGGCUGUGUGCAUUGUGUGAAUGGAGGUGGCUGAUCGCAGUGCCAGGAAAUCGGCCCACCGUGCACUUUAUUAGCGGGGAGGCAGGUUGGGCUCGCAGUCAUUCCUUGUUGUGUUUGGGGUGGGGGAAGGAUAUUACAUCUGGUCACCCAUCUCCUCCUCCCUCUCUCUCUGUGGCUUGGUGCAGCCUUGUGUGUGUGUGUCUGUGAUCUCGCUAUGUCGGAUGACGAUUCCAGGGCCAGCACCAGCUCCACUUCAUCUACCUCUUCCAGCCAGCAGAUAGACCGGGACCUGGGCAACAACCACAGCACCAAGAAGAAGGAGAGCAAAGUCAGCAUGAGCAAGAACUCCAAACUCCUGUCCACCAGCGCCAAGAGGAUUCAGAAAGAACUGGCUGACAUCACCCUGGAUCCUCCCCCAAACUGCAGCGCUGGUCCAAAAGGAGACAAUAUAUAUGAAUGGCGGUCUACUAUUUUGGGUCCCCCUGGCUCUGUGUAUGAAGGAGGUGUUUUCUUCCUGGACAUUACAUUCACCCCUGAAUACCCAUUCAAACCUCCUAAGGUGACAUUUCGGACGAGGAUCUACCACUGCAACAUUAACAGUCAAGGAGUCAUCUGUCUCGAUAUCCUGAAAGAUAACUGGAGCCCAGCAUUAACCAUUUCUAAAGUUCUCCUUUCCAUCUGUUCACUGCUCACAGACUGCAACCCUGCUGACCCUCUUGUCGGAAGCAUUGCCACCCAGUACACGACCAACAGAGCAGAGCAUGACAGAAUGGCCAGACAGUGGACCAAGAGAUAUGCCACAUAAAUACAAUUUGGCACACCAGUCUGUCUGUGAUGGCAAGAGCUGCUUGUUCAUUGGGCAAUGGAGGGUGGGAGUCUGCAAAGAAUAGGUUAUUUCUAUAACAGAUUUUAUUCAGUCUUUUAUUUCCAGAGAAUUUUGUUAUUGUAACUUAAGGUAUCUUUCUGCGGUAACUGACUGGAUUACAGAAACCUCUGAAUUAGGAUCUAAUGAGGAAUACAAAGAUUGUAAAGUUGUUUUCCCCUGUUUUAUUUUUGGUUCUGGAUGCGAUUAUGUAAACUAUUCAAUUUAAUUUUGUACAGUUACACUGCUUAUACUGUAUACCUCUGUGUUGUCCUUUUGUUCAAGUAUUGAAUGAGUAUUUGUGUGUGAGAGAUAAAUUGUAGAGUGCGUGUGACAAACAUAACCAAGUCUCUACUGUAAGGGGCCGGGUUAUAUGUAUUAAACAUUUUACACUUUAUAUCCUUUUUCCUUUUUUUGUAUGUUGGUGAGCUUUGAUGGAAGAGGUGGUAAUGGAACCUGUAGUAAAAUACCUUAAGCUGUUUAAAUGUAAAAGUGGAUAAGAAUUACUCCGUGGAUUGGUUAUAUGUUGUAGGCUAAUGAAGUCUGCAUUUGUUACUGUGCUAAUAAAAGUGGAAAAUACAA